Messenger RNA from Mycetomoellerius zeteki, 620 nucleotides. RefSeq lists its product as uncharacterized. The transcript is spliced from 3 exons. The coding region runs from base 141 to 470 and encodes 109 amino acids. The record is from RefSeq and is a predicted model, not a curated record. Lineage: Eukaryota; Metazoa; Arthropoda; Insecta; Hymenoptera; Formicidae.
CUUCUUGCGAGACAAAACAUUCAAUGCGAUCUAGCCAUAUUGGCGACAGUGUUUUAUUACCAAAAUUAUAAAAAUUGUCACAUCAUUGUUUUCAUAGGAUUGCAGACAACCGCAUGUUAGUUUCUCCAUAAAACAUUCGCAUGAUGAUUCGCUUAAAUUGUAAUAUUUUGACGAAUCUACAAGCAAGAAGUUAUAGACGAUUUGUCACAAGUGCUUUUUUCCUAAAACCGAAGACUUUAAAUGAGACUUUAAAUGAGUCCUCGGAGAACACCCGAGAGUCGCCACGUAUGAAGCAGUUCCACGAGAAACUUAAAUUGCAACCGAUACCAAAAGUAGGACCGCGGGAAAGGUUCGUGGAUUUAGUAUUAGUGAAAACCGACCCAAGAACUGGAGAACUGAUAACAAAUUGUGAAAAAGACCCUACUAAAUGGGGAGACUGGCAGCACGGUGGCAGAGUCAGUGAUUUUUGAAACGGAAACAUCGUGUGUAUAUUUUUUAAUACAGUUUCUAUAAAUAUAUUUAAAGAACUCGAAAGAAUUCUUACUUCUUGACUUGCAAUGAUCAAUUUUUGCAUUUGUAACUAUAUGCGGAAAAUAAAUUAGAUUUAAUUAUUUCGAUCA